Molecule: messenger RNA, 2070 nt
Organism: Neltuma alba
Lineage: Eukaryota; Viridiplantae; Streptophyta; Magnoliopsida; Fabales; Fabaceae
Exons: 5
Coding region: 60-1862 (600 amino acids)
Source: RefSeq, a predicted model, not a curated record
AUGACACAGUGAGAUGGCACGCGAAGUCCGUACAGUGACUUGGCUCUUCAAAACUUCCGAUGGGUUCGGAGGGUCCCUACGAUGAAGAGAGGUUGAGAAACGAAGUCAUUUACCUUCAUAGUCUCUGGCAUCAAGGUCCUCCAACCCCACCAAGCCCUCGCCCUUUUUAUAUCCCAAAUAAUGCUCGACCCUAUUCUUUGAUUCAUCAGUGGAGUGUUAACCUUAAACCUCGGCCCCUUAACCCUUUUGUUUCUAAUCAUCCUAGGCCUCUCCAGCCCGUAGAUUCAAGCACAUUCAAGAAUACGGAGAGGAAGAAGAAGAAGAAGAAGCCCAUAAAAAAGAGGGACAUCAGGAAGCGGACUCGACUCGACCCCCAUAUGAAUUCCGGUGCCGAGUGGCCAAUGCCGACGCAACAUUCUGCUCCGUUGGUCUCGGGAUGGCCGCCAUUGGAGCCCUGUUCAAGUCAGGCGACCCGUCCGUUGUCAGCGGAAGAAAAGGAAAAACUUGAAGCGUUGCAGGUGCAGUAUAAGGCGCGUCAAGCUUGCCGUGAGUUUUUGGUCGAUUAUGAUGACAGUGAUGACGACGUUGAAGAUGACGAGGACGAUAUGGAUGAUGAUGAUGAGGUGGAGGAGAUAGGGAAGUUCUUUUCGAAACUAUUUGGGGAAAAUGAUGAACUGAGGAAUUAUUACGAGAAAUGCUGGGAAGAAGGGGAAUUUCGUUGUUUGGUUUGUGGUGUGGCCGAUAACAAGAAUGCCGGAAAGAGUUUCCAUGAUUGUGUUGGUCUUGUGCAACAUUCGAUGUCAAUAUCGAGGACAAAGAAUCAAAGGGCCCAUAGAGCUUUUGGAAAUGCUGUGUGCAAUGUUCUGGGUUGGGAUAUUAAUAGGCUUCCAACCAUUGUAAUCAAGAAUGAGGUGAAGCCAGCUCAGGGAGAGGGCAAGACAAAUGAUAAUGCUGCUGAUGGAAAAGAUGGUUCUUUAUCUUCUGAUAAAUUAGAUGAUGAAGUAUCCGUGGAGCAGCUUGGUGAACCAGUUAAACAGGACGUUGAAGUUGUUCAUGAGACUAUUAAACGUGUUGGUGAGUUGUGGGCACCGGCACAAGAUUCUGCUCCGGUGGUCUCAGGAUGGCCGCCAUUGGAGUUCCAUCCAACUCAAGAGAUGCAUCCGUUGUCAGCCGAAGAAAAGGAGAUACUUGAGGUGUUGCAGGUGCAGUAUAAGGCACGUCAAGCCUGCUGUGAGUUUUUGUUUGGGUCUGAUGACAGUGAUGAUGAUGGUGCCUAUGAUGACAUUGAUGAUGAUGUGGAUGAUAUGGACGAUGAUGAUGAAUUGGAGGAGAUGGGAGAGUUCUUUUUGAAACUAUUUGGAGAAAAUAAUGAACUCAGGAAAUAUUACGAGAAAUGCUGGGAAGGUGGGGAAUUUCGUUGUUUGGUUUGUGGUGUGGCUGAUAACAAGAAUGCCGGAAAGAGGUUUCAUGAUUGCGUUGGUCUUGUGCGGCAUUCAAUGUCAAUAUCAAGGACGAAGAACAAAAGGGCUCAUAGAGCAUUUGGAAAUGCUGUGUGUAAUGUUCUGGGUUGGGAUAUUAAUAGGCUUCCGACCAUUGCGAUCAAGAACGAGGUGGAGCCAGCUGAGGCGAAGGGAAAGACAAAUGAGAAUGAUGGUGAUGGAAAAGAUGGUUCUUUAUCUUCCAAUGAAUUACAUUAUAAAGCACCCGUGGAGCAGCAUGGUGAGCCAGUUAGACAGGGUGUUGAAGUUGUUGAUGAGACUAUUAAACAAGUUAGUGAGGGUGAGCCUGAUAAAUCUGCUGAUGAUCAAGUAAAUAGAGCUUCUAAUCAGAGUUCUAAGGAGGAUCAUGAUGCUCAUCACUAGAGUUGUCAUUUUCAUUGAGAUUAUACCUUUAUGGAGAAGAUUAGGAAGACCCCUAUCUGGAUAUUUUUGUAAAUUCUUCCGUUUGGUGCCAUUAGCUCGGUAGUUAGUAUAUUGGUCAUUUGCUUCUAGCUUUACCAUCACGAACUGAUGCUCAGAAUGUGAAUAUCUUGACUAUGCUAAACAUGUUAGAAGUGAGAAUACCAUGACU